CGAUCCCGGAAGUGCGGGUGGACUAGCAGCGAAGGUAAACAUGGCUCGUUGUGUCCUGUGCAGAGCUGUCGGUGUAUUUCAGCUCAGCAGGACUCCGACACUCCUGACAGGGACGCGUUUGUACUCUCAGACUGAACCGGAGCCGCCGACAGUGAGGCAACAAAACGACGGAAUAAGGAGAAUAAUAUUGAACAAUCCCAAGAAGAGGAAUGCUCUGUCUUUGUCUAUGCUGGAAUCCCUCAGAGAAAACAUCCUAACUGAUGUCGACAGUGAUGAUCUCAGAGUUAUUAUCAUUUCAGCCAAAGGUCCAGUGUUUUCCUCUGGACAUGACCUGAAGGAGCUGACGUCAGCUCAUGGCAGAGAAUAUCACACAAGGGUGUUUCACACCUGUGCAGAGGUCAUGACUCUCAUACAAGACAUACCUGUCCCAGUGAUCGCCAUGGUGAAUGGUGUUGCCACCGCGGCUGGUUGCCAGCUCGUUGCCAGCUGUGACAUUGCUGUGGCCACGGAGAAGUCCACCUUCGCCACUCCGGGCGUCAACGUGGGUCUGUUCUGCUCCACGCCGGCGGUGGCCAUCGGCAGAGCUGUGCCGAGGAAGAUUGCGAUGGAGAUGCUGUUCACAGGAGCUCCCAUCUCCGCCCAUGACGCUUUGCUGCACGGUCUGGUCAGUAAGGUGGUGCCGGAGGAACAACUGGAGGAGGAGACAUUAGCCAUCGCCCAGCGGGUGUGUCAGGCUAGCCGACCUGUUGUAGCCCUCGGCAAGGCCACUUUCCAAAGACAAAUGGCUCAAGGACGAGAUGCAGCGUAUGCUACCGCUUCCAAGGUGAUGGUUGACAACCUGGCUCUAAGAGACGGACAGGAGGGGAUCCGGGCCUUCAUAGAGAAACGCAAGCCAGUGUGGAGUCAUAAAGCAGAAGAGGCCCAUGACAGAUGAACAUGAGAUCACUGCAAUGAGCUCGUCAUUAUCCUUACUGGUACACAUGGUUUUCAGAUACCUGUGUGGAGUAAUUAGCACCAGUCACAAGCCAAUGUAUGGGCUAUGCUACUAGUGAAAUGUGAAAUUUAAAUUAAAUAGUUGACUUGUUAAUUUCCUCCUUUUUGGUGAGACUAAAGAUAAGUAGCAGAACCAUUGUGUGCCUUGCAAGCUGGAGUGUGGACACGAGAAGGAAAUACACUCUUAUCAUCCAGAGGACCCAACAUGUUAAAUGACAUAAUGGACUCAAAUCUAAAGAAUACUGCUCUCUGUAUGUAUAAAGUUAAAUGCAAUAAAUAAGGUUACAGAUUAGUAGGAGUUUUGUCAAAAAUCCAGCGUUCUGUAAAUAAAAGUGUACUUAAUUUUUUGCCGAACAAUGGUAGUUGACGUAUGGUUUGAACUCGUCCAAGGCUUGGAUGGACAUGAAAAUAUUACAGCAAAGUAAUAUCUGGUUCUAUGAUAAAAUGUGAUAGGUACAAGCAUGUGUGAUUUUAAAAAGUAAGGAGAUAAUUUUGUAUUGUGGGGUGUUUUUUUCCCCCCCAUUUAAAAUUUAUACAGUUCUGAUUGACUUUACUGGCAGCAGCAGCUGUACCAAACUGAGUGUAAAAAAAAGCGAUGUUGGAGUAAUUAAAAAUUAUUAUCAAAUGAUAAUAAAGCUAUACAAUCAAUAACUAGUCAUUAUAUUAGUAUCCUCAGGACACUGAACUUUGUAAUGGGAAAUGUUUCAAACAAAUACUUCCAAUUGAAGUCCUACAAGGUUGCCAUCAAGUAUGAUUAAAAGCCACACAUAUCACAAUACACAAAGGACAGUACAAGUAUAUGAAAUUGACAAUUUUUAGUUAGGCCUCCAGUAGUUGAUUGGCUACCAGCUGACAUGUCUUAAAACCAAGAUAUUUUCAAUAAAAAAUGUAAAGUAUAUAUUUGUUUUAUAUUUGUUUAUUCUGUACUAUUUGCAAAUGUGCGUAUAUAAUAACAUGUAGGUUAAAGCAUUUAGUUUUUUGUUUAUAUACCGGUUAUGUCACAUCCGGUCGCCAUCUUUGUUUUAAUGGUAACUAAACGAGUAAAAAUUAUUUUUCGGGAAGAACAACUUUGGAACCAAAUAGACAGAAGAGUGAAUGAGGGCUCAGGAAAUACUUCCCAAACAGCGUAAUCAGUAAAAACGUCAGAGGCUGGUUCCUGCAACGUUACGAUGCAGCGUGACAGUCAGAAGUGUCUCGCCAUUUUCUGUAUCUUCUGAUCACAGCAGCAUGGACUCCUGCAUGGCAAACGCCUCCUGUGCGUGCCUGUAGUGUGGUCCUCCAAACAGCUGGGGGAGCUGUUGCCUUAUGACGGGCUGCUGCUCCUGGAACGGAGUCCUGUAGUGACGCAGGUCGUCUGGGUUGGCGGGAAAAGUGAACUCCUGAACAGGAGACAUUUGGGCUCGCUGGAAGCUGGGCGAGCGGGGCAUCCCACCUGGGGAUUGAGGGGGCAGCUCAUCCUCCAGCCCCCACGGGAGCCCGUCUACAGGCCGCCUCGCCUCGGCUCUCCGAUGUCCCUCAAAUCGGUUUUCCACCUGUGCAGUGGAGGUGAGCUUUUGCAGGUAGAUAGGGGUGGAGCUCCCCUGGGUUUCCAGCUGCAAGGAGUGCUCCGGGGGUGGCCCGGCGUUUCGGGGUUUGUGGCUGGAGCUAUAUAGCGGCUGCCUGCGGUAGGUGGCGAAGGAGUUGUUCACGAGAGACUUCUCUGGGGAGAGGCUGGUUUGCCGCUCGGUGGUGGCAUACGCUCUUUCCCCGUACGCCAUAGUAGAGGGCGGGGUAAAUCGGGAGGGCGGAGCAUAGAGUCUGUCUUCUCCUCUGGGGUCCAGGCUUACGCUGUAGGCGGGAUGGAAGAUGGGGACCUCAGUGGUAGUUCUGCCCGGUGAAUGCUGCUGGGGAGGGGUGUGGUACUGGCUCUGACUGGCAGGGUAGCUUGCCUGGACCCUGGCUGGACUGGAAAAUGGAGGAGGAAGAGGGUGUUUGGGCAUCCUGGGCCCUGAUACGACAGAGACGACACUCCCAGCCACGCUGGGAUUGCGGCUGGGGCUGACCUGAUGGAGGGAUGAUACACUGAAGGGUGUCUCACUACGAGGGGUCCGCAUUCUGGACGGAGGUCUGUCAAGCUCCAGGAUCUCAAAAUCCUGCUCCGGCAGCCCUGGUACGUUGUCAUACUGGGAGGCGUUGGAGCCUCGGUUGGCGCUGGGGACGAAGCCCUUGGAGCGUGGCCGGCGGUGGGGCGGAACAGUGUCAUCUGGGCUGGAAGGGCCCGGCGAUGCCCCUCGACUCCGAUGGACCUCCCGGGCUGCCGCUACUUUGGCUGCUUCCAGCUUUGUCUCGGAGGGUUUGAACCAGCGCGGAGUGAUCUCUUUGUGAGAGCUGGAGGCCGCGUUAGAGUUGUGGUUGGCGGUAGCGUGGCUCUGAGGCUUCCGUCUUUCCACCGUGCUGAGCUGUGGCGUAGGGGUGGGGACUGAGGGUGGUGUGACGCCCCUCUCAGGCGUGGUGGAUGUGGGCUGCUUUUGAUGCUCAGUGGGAAUCUCCCCUGAUCCCCUGGAGCGGCCAUCCCUCUUGUCACCCUUGUGGUGGCGGAUCGAUUUCUCCACUGAGUUCCGACGUGACCGGCUGGGGGGUCGACCGUCCCGCUGGUCCCUGGGAGGCUCGGCUGGCUCGGCGUGGCUUUGACCGUUGGCCACGUGGUUCAGCUCAGGAGGAAGCUGCCCUAGAGGCUUCUUGGGAAACUCUUCCUCUUUACCUGCAAGAUCAAAACAGAGGAGAUGCAUUAGAACGGCAGGAAACAAAACGGAGCGGUGAUGGUCUAAAACACUGUGUGGCGCUGAUUCACAUCAGAUGAGGAGUCACAACAGGGACAUGGAUUCAUGCAACACCACUGCCAUAGAGAGCUUCCUUACUUAAUGACUAAGCUGUUCAAGACCAUCAUAUUGGUUGCUUCAAGCAGCCUCAUCACCACUGGACCAAAAAGGCAAAAAUGUCCUUUUCCGUAUUAUAGCUGGUAAUACGGUCUGUGUGCUUCACGCUGCAGCAGUACCUGGUGCGGGCAGAUCCAGCUUUGCCCUCCUGAGCUCCGUCAUGGACGCCUGUAGCUGCUCAAUCACAAAGUCGUCCUCGAAGAAGAAGUCUUUGGACAAAGUCGCCUGCAGAAACUCCACCAGUUCUUCCAUGGACAGCUUCAUCAGUUUGAGGAUAGUGUAGGACAUGGCGGGGAGCAGUCUUUCACCCUCCAAGAUGUAGAUGUCCCAGAUCCUGAGGGUGAGGGUGAAGGGAGUCUGAACACAAACAGAACAAAAGGUGCUGUUUCAGUUUGGGCAUCAUCUUCUUGAGGAUGCGGUCAUGGUGCUCCUGGAAACGCAUCAACUUCGGGAAGCCGGGGACAAAAAACCCUGCAGCAAAAAUAGAACUGAUGCUUCAAGAUAUUGCAGCGAAGAAGGAAAGAGCAACAAGUGAGAUCACUCAUCCUUUUUAAUGUCGGCACUUCAGCUAGAAGGCAGCAGAUGGUCUCCGGCGGCCACAACACAGCUGCAUCCAGCGAACAUGCUGUUGAAGUCAAGAUAACCAAACCCUUUUGCCCAUGAAAGUGUGUUUAUAUGUGUUACCAUGCAUGGCAUGCUUCUGCCCAGACAGUAGUUUGACCAGAGCCCAGAAGGCGUCCUCUUCAUUCAUGUAGAUCAGCAGCAGAGCUGUGAUCUGACUCAUGCCCUGGCAGUAGCCCACCUCCUGCAAACAGACACAGCCGGGGGAAUGAUGAGUUGAUUCCUUACUGCCUAUGAACCCUGUUUUCUUCUUUCUUAUGCGAGGCAACAUGAAUGAACUGAACAAUGCCAAUUCUGAAAUGUUGUGUAGGAUUGCCUACAUUGGUUGUGUUCAUAUAUCAUUAUGUGUGUGUUUAUAUAUUUUUAUGACGCUGCUGAUGUUUUUAUCUGCACCAUUUCUGUUUGUAAAUCUUAUUUAUGUGCAGCUAGUAUUUUACUCGGACCUUGUGUGAUUGAUUAUAAACGUCUGACAUCUGCAUUUAGUGGGAAACAACAAAACAUUUUUGAAAUUAUUUGUGGUUCAGUGGAUUAAUCUGUCUAAUGCAUCCAAAACCUGAAGUAGCAGUUUGGAAAUCCAGUACUUCAACAACAAAAUUAUUCCUACAAGAUCUGCAAAAAAAAAAAAAGCACCCAAAA
Messenger RNA from Micropterus dolomieu (smallmouth bass), 5165 nucleotides. RefSeq names its product enoyl CoA hydratase domain containing 3 (gene echdc3). The record is from RefSeq and is a predicted model, not a curated record. Gene Ontology annotation, cellular component: mitochondrion. The coding region runs from base 41 to 934 and encodes 297 amino acids. Gene Ontology annotation, molecular function: hydro-lyase activity. Lineage: Eukaryota; Metazoa; Chordata; Actinopteri; Centrarchiformes; Centrarchidae. The transcript is spliced from 13 exons.